Fragaria vesca subsp. vesca is the source of this 2171-nucleotide messenger RNA. RefSeq lists its product as uncharacterized. The record is from RefSeq and is a predicted model, not a curated record. The transcript is spliced from 6 exons. Lineage: Eukaryota; Viridiplantae; Streptophyta; Magnoliopsida; Rosales; Rosaceae. The coding region runs from base 194 to 1837 and encodes 547 amino acids.
CUCCUCCCUUAUUUGGCAGCGUUAAGAGCUCUAAGACUUCACGAAAAUCUGGAACUUUCGUUGUUAGGGUUUUCAGAAAACUAAUCAACCUGUCGAUUCUCCUGAAAAUCGAAAUAUAGCUAUCGAUUUCCGGUUCGGGAAGCCGCUCUCGCUUUUUUAUUUUGUUGCUUGUUUGUUUUGGGGAAACCAAUUCAUGGUGCAGUUGAUGAGUUCCGGCGAUCUCCGCCAAACGACGCCGUGUAAGGAUAAGGUGCCGGUCAAAUUGGAGAUCGAAGACUCUUUGGAGGAGGAGCAUGGUCCCCUCAACAAGCGCUCCAGACCGUCCUUUGCUUAUCAAGAGAGGUCAGGCGAUAACGGGGUUGCUGUCCCAACUUCUCAAUACAAUCCCCUAGAUGAGCCUAGCCCUUUGGGUCUGAGGCUCAGGAAGAGCCCGUCUUUAUUGGAAUUAAUUCAAAUGAAGCUUGCUCAGGGGGUUCCUCCUACAGCUGGAGCUGUACAAAGAGAAUACCUUAACUCUGGUGUUAAGAAGGAGAUUAAAGGAAAUGCUGCAGUGGGGGCUACUGAUAAGCUUAAGGCGUCAAAUUUUCCAGCUUCAAUGUUAAGGAUCGGUAACUGGGAGUACAAAUCAAGGUAUGAGGGUGAUUUAGUGGCAAAGUGUUAUUUUGCAAAGCAUAAGCUUGUCUGGGAGGUUCUUGAAGGAGGCCUCAAGAGCAAAAUAGAAAUCCAGUGGUCAGAUAUCAUGACUCUAAAUGCAAACUGUCCUGACGAUGGACCUGGUACUUUGAAUGUUGUGUUGGCUAGACAACCUCUAUUCUUCAGGGAGACCAACCCUCAGCCUAGAAAGCAUACUUUAUGGCAAGCAACAUCAGAUUUUACUGAUGGGCAAGCAAGCCUGUACAGGCAACAUUUUCUGCAAUGUCCACAAGGACUGUUAAACAAGCAUUUUGAAAAGCUCAUCCAGUGCGAUACACGUCUUUGCUUCUUAAGUCGGCAGCCAGAGAUCGUUUUGGAUUCACCUUAUUUUGAACUGCGGCCUUCUGUAUUUGAAGACCAAGGUGAAGCCAAGGGCCAUGGUUUUGACCAACUGGCAAGUGGUAAAGGUCCCUCCAUUUCUGGUUUCCAGGAUAUAUCAUCACCAUCUGCAAGUCAGUCAUCAUCUUUGAAGACAGACCCGCAGGACUCAGCUGGUAUGACAUUAGAGCAUCGGUCCAGAGAAGCUCCUUCCCCUAGCUCAGUUAUGGAUGCUCGUGCAAUUGAAGGAAAUGGCAAUUCUGAAGUUGUUGAUUCAAGAGGGCCAAGAAAUUGGGAACAGAUAAAAGUGCCUGGGCUGCAUCCUUCAAUGUCGAUGAGUGAUUUUAUGAGUCACAUUGGGAACUGUAUUUCAGAACAAAUGACUUCUGGAAAUCCGCCUUCUGCCGAUCAACAGUCAGAAUACCAGGAUAUUCUGGAGGACAUUGCGCAGUACCUGUUGAGUGACACUCAAUUAACUGCUGCAGAUGAGAGUCAUGAAACAUCUCUCAUGUCCAGGGUCAAUUCUCUAUGUUGCCUUUUGCAGAAGGACCCCGCUUCUCUCCAGAAUUCACAGAUUGAAGUUGAAGAAACAGAUGGUGGAAGAGAUAUUCAUCCUAACCAAACUCCUGUUGGUACAUCGGGAACUCAUAUGCAGGCUCCUGAAGAGGAUAUGAAGGAUGUUUCUGGGGGGAAGAAGGCACCAGGCAUGUCGAGAAAAGACUCCUUCGGGGAAUUGCUAUUUCAUCUCCCUCGCAUCGCCUCUCUUCCCUCGCUUCCGAAAGUCUUGUUCAACAUUUCGGAAGAUUGUGAGAGUCAAGGUAGAUAGUCAUUUUUCUCCAAAGAACAAAUCCUAAUGCGAGCUGAAAUACUCAUCCGCACCCUCCAAAUUUCUCCUCAGUGUACACAGUGAAUAAUGCUGGCUAUUUCAUACUAUUGUCCGUCACCAAAAGCUUGUAUUAUGUUGGGAGACUGGGAUUCUGAAAUUUGUGUUGAUGAAGAAUCCGGAAAGAUUUCCCACUGUACAAAUGACUGUACAUCAUGGUUAGUGUUGUUUGGUUCCCUUCAUGCCGUAUGACCAGCUUAAGGCACCUGUUUGUAAAGUCUGUUGACUAUUUAAGAAAAAAUUUCAGUUUACCUCCCUAAUAUUUGGUGGUAAAAUC